Pyricularia pennisetigena is the source of this 1083-nucleotide messenger RNA. RefSeq lists its product as uncharacterized. The record is from RefSeq and is a predicted model, not a curated record. Bases 1 to 1083 code for a protein of 360 amino acids. NCBI's taxonomy places the organism in Eukaryota, Fungi, Ascomycota, Sordariomycetes, Magnaporthales, Pyriculariaceae. The transcript has a single exon.
AUGAGCUGCAAUGGCCUUCACACAACGGCUGAGACGGGGACGACACAGAUGAUGGCUUCAACAAGUCUCCUGACGGGGUUCCCAAACCCUAGCAAGGGUUACGUGCGCAAGGCAUACGUAGACACGCCGUCCGGGCAGGUUCACUACCGGGCUGGCAGGCCGCCGUAUGGCAUGGCGGAGCGACACGACGUAUUGGUAUUCCUGCAUAGGGUGGCAGCCUCGUCGGCCUCAUUCGAGGAGCUCAUGAUCCACUACGCCACCGAGGGCUUCACCAGCCUGGCCCCCGACAUGCCGGGGUUCGGCGCCUCUUUCGAUCCAUCCGAAGAUGACAACUCCAUAAUCGCGCGCGACGGCACCGCGUGGUACGUCAACGUUCUCGCCAGCGCCCUACGCGCCAUCCUCAGCGGCGUCUCCUUUUCGGCCAUGACCCCACGCCCCAUCCACAUCCUGGGCCACCACGCCGGCGCCGCCCUUGCUAUCCAGCUCGCGUCGCAAUCGCCACUGUCCGACUCGCACUUUUCCGUCGUGUACCGACCGCCGCCGAGUGGUCUUAUGAUCAAGUCCCUCACGCUUGUCGGUCCGAGCAUUAUGUCGGCGGCGCAGCGCUCCAUGAUGAAGGAGCGCUUGAUCGACCCAUUGAACCAGCCCACGCCCGACGGCUCGCACCUCGUCAAAACCUGGGACUACCUACGUGAAAUGGGCGUACUGGGCCCGCCGCCACUGCCACCGAGCCCAUCGGCCAAGGACCUGGAGCUGCACCAUCGCGAGACUCUCGACCACAUCCGGGCCUGGAAGGGGCAUAGGCUGGUUUCGACUGCGGUCUGGGAGCUGGACCAGGAGGCUCUCUUUCGCCAGGUCGACUGCCCAGUCCUGGCAUUGUGCGCGACCGACGAUGUGCUGUGGCCCUUCUUCGACAACGUGCGGGCCGCCAAGGGCGUCGAGGCUCACAUCAUCGGCGGAGGCAACUUCUCCACGGAUCGCGACACCGAUGGGGUUAUCAGGGCCUGGUCGGGGUUUUUGCACAGGGUGGGGGCUUUCGAUAUUACCGAGCCUGUCAAGAUGAAGGGUGAGGUCGUAAGGUAG